AUGGAGAGGAGACGGGUCGCCUCGGCCGCUCGCCGCUCCUACGUCUCUUCGUCGGACAUGGCGGGGGGCGGCCUGGGCUCUGGCCGCCGGCUGGGCCCGGGCCCCCGCCUCUCCGUGGCUCGGAUGCCGCUUCCGCUCGCCCGGGUGGACUUCUCCCUGGCCGCGGCACUCAACACCGGCUUCAAGGAGACACGGGCCAGCGAGCGCGCCGAGAUGAUGGAGCUCAACGACCGCUUUGCCAGCUACAUCGAGAAGGUGCGCUUCCUGGAACAGCAGAACAAGGCUCUGGCUGCUGAGCUGAACCAACUGCGGGCCAAGGAGCCCACCAAGCUGGCCGACGUCUACCAGGCCGAGCUGCGAGAGCUAAGGCUGCGGCUAGACCAACUCACUGCCAACAGCGCCCGGCUGGAGGUCGAGAGAGACAAUCUGGCACAGGACCUGGGCACCCUGAGGCAGAAGUUCCAGGAUGAAACCAACCUGAGGCUGGAGGCUGAGAACAACCUGGCCACUUAUCGACAGGAGGCAGAUGAAGCCACCUUAGCCCGUCUGGAUCUGGAGAGGAAGACUGAGUCUCUAGAGGAAGAAAUCCGGUUUUUGAGGAAGAUCCACGAUGAGGAGGUGCAGGAGCUCCAGGAGCAGCUGGCCCGGCAGCAGGUCCAUGUGGAGCUGGAUGUGGCCAAACCGGACCUCACAGCAGCCCUAAGAGAAAUCCGUACGCAGUACGAGGCCAUGGCAUCCAGCAACAUGCAUGAGGCAGAGGAAUGGUACCGGUCCAAGUUCGCGGACCUGACCGACGCCGCUGCCCGCAACGCCGAGCUGCUCCGCCAGGCCAAGCACGAGGCCAACGACUACCGUCGCCAGCUGCAGACCUUGACCUGCGACCUGGAGUCCUUGCGCGGCACGAACGAGUCCCUGGAGAGGCAGAUGCGGGAGCAGGAGGAGCGCCACGCGAGGGAGGCGGCGAGUUACCAGGAGGCACUAGUCCGGCUGGAGGAGGAGGGACAGAACCUCAAAGAUGAGAUGGCCCGCCAUCUGCAGGAGUACCAGGACCUGCUGAAUGUCAAGCUGGCCCUGGACAUUGAGAUCGCCACCUACAGGAAACUGCUGGAGGGCGAGGAGAACCGCAUCACCAUUCCCGUGCAGACCUUCUCCAACUUGCAGAUCCGAGGGGGCAAAAGCACCAAAGAAGGGGAAAGUCACAAGGUCACAAGACAUCUCAAAAGCCUCACAAUACAAGUUAUACCAAUACAGGCUCACCAGAUUGUAAAUGGAGCCCCGCCGGCUCUCGAAACCAGCCUGGAUACCAAGUCCGUGUCAGAAGGCCACCUCAAGAGGAACAUCGUGGUAAAGACCGUGGAGAUGCGGGAUGGGGAGGUCAUUAAGGAAUCCAAGCAGGAGCACAAGGAGGUGAUGUGAAGCAGGACCCACCUGGUGGCCCAUGUCCCACACAGCCUGAGGGGUCUGAGCGGAUGGGAUUGUUGCCCCUCCUCUAUAGCUGACUUCCCCAGACCUGAGUUCCCACCUGCCCCAGCUGCUCCCCUCGUCCCUCCACCUCUAUGCUAGCUUGCUGCUCUAGGCUCCAUCGGUACUAGGCCUGCCAGAGGGCACCCACCCUGCACCCAAUAACUCCAACUAACAAGUCACUCCCCACCCAAAGGGGUGGUCUGGAGGGGUGUGGCCAGAAGCUUGGGUUAGAACUGUGGGAGGAAGAAGUUGAGGUCAGGGGACCCAAUAAAUCACCCUCCAUAGCCCUAAUCCCUGUUGUCAUGGCAACUGUUGCCAGAACUGGAGGUCCCUGGGGGUAUCUGGGAAGUGGGCCUUAGAGUUUCCUUAGGCUGUUGGAGGAAAACAGAGACUCAGACAGGAAGGGCAACUCCCCACAGGCAAGAUAGCCCUGGUCAGAGGUUUCUUAUUCUAGACUGACCCUGAGCAGUCUGAGACUGGGUGGGGACAUCCUGCCACUUGGAGUAGUCCCCAGACAGAAUGCCUGGCCUGCCCAGAUCCCAGAGGGGCCUCCUGAGUGACAAUUCAAAUGUCUCAGUCCCACUGAGCUGACAUGUGGGCACGCUUUGGGCAUGCCAUGGGCGUGUGGGAGCUUGAUUCUCAGCACUUGGAGGAUCUAUAGUGUAAGUGGAGAGGGAUGGGGUGCUGGGAAGGAGUAGAGGGGGGCUGCCUGGCCCCUAGCUUGGAUACAGAGAGGUCAAGCCCAGGAAUCCUCCCUCCAUAAGGCUGGAGGGGGAGGCAAGAGGAGAAGGUAGAGGAGGCAGUUAGGAUGAUGCUAGACAUCAGAGUAGGGGGUUAUGGGCAACCAGAUACACUUGGCCUCUGGGUCAUGGGAAUCAAGGAAGUGAUUCAUCCUCUUGAAGAUGCUGACACUAGAGAGAGGGGCUGCUGUCCCCAGGGGCAGGGCACACUUUGUUCCUAUUUUAAAGCCUCCCUCCUUGCUGCAUAAUUCCCCCACCCAGGCCUCUGAGCCACUGUAGCUGCUGCCUCCCAACCCCAGUAACACUGCUGGGUGAAGCCACUGUCCUACAUCAGAUACUUCCCACCCUCCAGUGACCUGCUGUUUUUUCCUAACCCAAGGGCUCUUGUGGUUCCCCUCCUACUCCAAUCCAAAAUGUACCCUCAUACUGUAGGUAGCACUAUAUUUUAUUGUUUGGGGAAUGGAGGCACAAACAGAAUGAAGACUGGUUUGUGCUCUGCUUUCUAUGGGAAGACUGGGGGUGAGGGGCAGGCACAGGACUAUCUGUGCCCACAAAUAGGGCUGAGAGGGCCUGCUCCAGGGUCCUCCUCACCCCUCCAAGGCCAGAAAAGUGAGAGUCCUUCCCUCUUUCCAAGACCUGGUGCCCUUCCCCUCACUCCCUCCUGCCACCCGCUGCUGCUAACCCUCGGGGUACCACUGCAGCCUUUACUUACUAAGGUAAAUAAAGACAAUUGCUGUGGCC
Molecule: messenger RNA, 2945 nt
Organism: Nyctereutes procyonoides (raccoon dog)
Lineage: Eukaryota; Metazoa; Chordata; Mammalia; Carnivora; Canidae
Gene: GFAP
Product: glial fibrillary acidic protein
Exons: 10
Coding region: 1-1416 (471 amino acids)
Biological process (GO): intermediate filament organization; regulation of chaperone-mediated autophagy
Cellular component (GO): intermediate filament; cytoplasm; cell projection
Molecular function (GO): structural constituent of cytoskeleton
Source: RefSeq, a predicted model, not a curated record